This is a messenger RNA of Lithohypha guttulata, 465 nucleotides long. RefSeq lists its product as uncharacterized. The coding region runs from base 1 to 465 and encodes 154 amino acids. Lineage: Eukaryota; Fungi; Ascomycota; Eurotiomycetes; Chaetothyriales; Trichomeriaceae. The record is from RefSeq and is a predicted model, not a curated record. The transcript has 2 exons.
AUGUCGGGACGAGAUAGCGGAGGAGACAUCUUAGACAUGGCCAAAGAGGGCACAACUGUUCCAGAAGAUAGUGCCGUGCCUAGACACAUCAAAUCGGUGCCUCGACCAGGUGAAGGCGCUGAAGACUCGGAUCCAAACCAACUAGGAGCCAAGAACCUGGCAGAUGCUGCCACGAAUGCCACGGAUAUUCCACGAAGUAACCAGGAUACAGCCAGCUCUGAGAUUGUGAGCGGCACAGGCGAUGCUCUUCCUUCCCAGAUCGACUCGAAACGUCUACACAACGUACCUGGCGGUGUUACACAUGACCCUGAAGCUAAGGGGAGCACAAGAUAUACAGCACACCAUGUAACACAGAAUGACUUCGACAAAGGAGCAGGUGCUGGUUCAGCAGUUGACAGAGCCCCUGGUGAUGAGAACUUGACCGAUGCCGAAGCUGCCGACAAAUUGGAGCGAAAAGAGGUUUAA